Messenger RNA from Prionailurus viverrinus (fishing cat), 1137 nucleotides. RefSeq names its product forkhead box H1 (gene FOXH1). The record is from RefSeq and is a predicted model, not a curated record. The transcript has 3 exons. Gene Ontology annotation, molecular function: sequence-specific DNA binding; DNA-binding transcription factor activity. Lineage: Eukaryota; Metazoa; Chordata; Mammalia; Carnivora; Felidae. Gene Ontology annotation, biological process: regulation of DNA-templated transcription. The coding region runs from base 16 to 1137 and encodes 373 amino acids.
GGUUGCCUCCCCUGCAUGGGGCCCUGCAGCAACCCACGCCUGGGGCUUCCUGGGUCGGAGUCGUCAUCGCAGCCCCCCAAGAGGAGGAAGAAGAGAUACCUGCGUCAUGACAAGCCCCCCUACACCUACUUGGCCAUGAUUGCCUUGGUGAUCCAGGCCGCACCCUCCCGCAGGCUGAAGCUGGCCCAGAUCAUCCGUCAGGUCCAGGCUGCAUUCCCCUUCUUCAGGGACGACUACGAGGGCUGGAAGGAUUCCAUCCGCCACAACCUCUCCUCCAACCGAUGCUUCCGCAAGGUGCCUAAAGAUCCUGCGAAACCCCAGGCCAAGGGCAACUUCUGGGCGGUCGACGUGAGCCUGAUCCCGGCCGAGGCGCUGCGGCUGCAGAACACGGCCCUGUGCCGUCGCUGGCAGAGCAGGGGCGUGCGGGGAGCCUUCGCCAAGGACCUGGGCCCCUACGUGCUGCACGGCUGGCCCUACCGGCCGCCCAGUCCUCAGGCGCAGCCCAGUCCUCAGCCACCACCCAGUCCUCAGCAGCCGCCCAGUGAGGGCUUCAGCAUAAAGUCUCUGCUAAGGGACCCCAGGGAGGGGGUGCCACAGAGCAGCCCGGGUCACACAGGAUCUGGGCACAGUGGGGAGAAGGUGGUGCCUGCUCCACCCCUGCGCUCUGAGAGGCCUCUGUGGCCCCUCUGCCCCCUUCCCGGGUCCAAAAAAACAGAUAGGGAGACUAAUUCGCAGGGGGGAACCAGCAGGCCUUCACCCCUCUCCCCUGAGCACAGAGCCUGGCCCCUCCACUUACUGCAGGGUUCCCCAGAUGCUGGGGGACUGUCUGGUGGGAGUCACAGGGCCUCACUUUGGGGGCAGCUGCCCACCUCCUACUUGCCCAUCUACACCCCCAAUGUGGUAAUGCCCUUGGCUCCGCUACCACCCACAUCUUGUCCCCAGUGCCCACCUUCUACUAGCCCAGCCUUCUGGGGGGUGGCCCCUGAAACCCAUGCCCCCCCAGGGCUGCUCUGGGAUCUAGAUGCCCUCUUCCAGGGGGUGCCACCCAACAAGAGCAUCUACGAUGUGUGGGUUAGCCACUCCCAGGAUCCAGCUGCUUCCAGCCCAGGCUGGCUACUCUCCUGGUACAGCCUGUGA